UAGACUUUUUAUAUACCUCACAGAAUGUACUUUAAUGUAAUUAAGUGAAAAGUUUAAUCUGGUGUUUUACACACAGGAAUGAAAAUGAACAGACUGCUUGUUGUGAGUUUGGGACUCCUGUGUAUCCUACAAGCUGCUCUCAACAUUUCCCUGCGUCUCACUCUCUUUUCAGAGCAAACCUCCCUGACUAAAGAGAGAGACGAGUUGAAGAGAAUCAUCUUUGAUCUGGAGGCCAGUAGCAAAAACCUGACUGAGGAGAGAGAUGAGCUGAAGAGAACUGUGAAGGAUGUUUCAGAGCAAAACUCCCUGACUGAAGAACGAGACCAGUUGAAGAGAAUCAACCUUGGAUUUGACGGGGAGCCAGUGAAGUUGCUGAAGAACAGGAGUGAUGUGGUUAAUGGAGGGGGUUCUGGUGAUGAUGCGGGCGGCAGAGUUCUGAACCAUUUGAAGUCUGUGGAUGGAUUUGAGAGGGAGACCAAAGAGAAGGGAGUUGCAGUAGUCAAUGCGGGAAGUGACCAGGGUGUGAACAAAAAUGACGGUGGUCUUAGGGUUGAGGGACGGGUGGAGGUGGUUGAUGUUGAUGGUUAUUUAGAAUACAUAGCAAGUUUUCGUAAGAAGGUGUGGAUUGGACUCACUGAUCGAGAGACAGAGGGCAGAUGGAAGUGGGUCGAUGGGACCCCGCUGACCACAAGGUUCACUCAUUAUUUCACUUUUCUAUUGUCAAGCUACUGGUACUGGUAUGAGCCAAAUGGAAGUUCGAAGCUGGACGAAGACUGCGCAGAAAUAAUUGUCAGAGAUGUAAGAAACAGCUGGAAUGAUUACCAUUGCAGUAAUAUUACAAAUGCAUGGAUAUGUGAGAAGAGAUUGGCAUAACUCCACAUCUAGUCCCACAAAACGAUGAUGAAAAAAACAGGAACAAGUUUCAUUUCUCAUUCUCAGCUUAAAUUCAAAUGUGGAGGUCCAGGUGGGGGAGGGGUUGGACUCUCACGUAGAUAUCUGGAGUCACGUCGUGUCUCAGAUUUAGGAUUUAUGUUCACUUUUUAAAAACUGUAAUUGCAAUGCCUAAAUGUGUAUUUUUUCUGCUUUUGCGAUUUUAAUAUUGGCUGCCUGCUUUUAGAUUCUAUUAUUUCAAUCAUAGCAACUUUAAAUCAUGUCAUAGUGUUGUGUCUUAGAGAUUAAAUUAUUUGUAUUUUCUAUUCAAAAUCAAUGACUCAUAAGUCAUAUGAGAAAUUAAUGUUGCAACAAGAGCAGUUCUCAAAUUAUAGAGGGAAGUGCAAUUUUGUACCUUAACCACAUCUUCUCCCUUCUAUGUAAACUACGCUUUCAAUGUUCUCCUAUUUUUUAUUUUAUUAAAACAAGAAUUCAGAGUUUGUUGUAAACAAGUAAUGUCAGUACUGGAUGAUUAUGUAAGUUAACUGCAGGGGUUUAUUUUACAGUGGAUAUUGGUGAUAAUGUCAUUUUGAAUGUGGUCAAACUGUAAGUGAUAUUUUGAAAAAUUGUCAAACUAAUAACUAAGUACAGAGAUAACCAGUUCAGGUGCAA
Messenger RNA from Trematomus bernacchii (emerald rockcod), 1542 nucleotides. RefSeq lists its product as uncharacterized. NCBI's taxonomy places the organism in Eukaryota, Metazoa, Chordata, Actinopteri, Perciformes, Nototheniidae. The transcript is spliced from 7 exons. Bases 79 to 873 code for a protein of 264 amino acids. The record is from RefSeq and is a predicted model, not a curated record.